Molecule: messenger RNA, 702 nt
Organism: Acanthosepion pharaonis
Lineage: Eukaryota; Metazoa; Mollusca; Cephalopoda; Sepiida; Sepiidae
Source: the annotation of a GenBank genome assembly
AUGCAUAUUUUUUGUUUAUUUUAUUCAAUUAUAUAUCUUCACGACAAAUUUUUCCUUUCUUCAUUUAUCCCCUUUUACUCUUUUCCUUUCUAUUUAAUUUUUCUCUUUACUUUUAUUCUCUUCCUUUCUUUCUUCUUUACCUUUAUUUUAUUUUUUUUCAUUUUUCUCUUGCCUUUUUUCUCUUUUUUUCCUUUUCUUUCUUUUUUUCGUUGUCUCUUCAUUUUCUUCUUUCCUUUUUCUCUUUUCCUUUUCCUCCUCUUAUUUUUCUUUUUUGCUUUAUACUUUUGUUCUCUUUUCAUUUUUUGUUUUUUUUACUUUCUGUAUUCUCUUUUCAUCUAUUUUUACUCUUUGCUUUUUUUCUCUAUCCUUUUUUUCUUUUCCCCUCAUUCCCUUUUUAUCUUCUUUUUCUCUCUCCCUUUUCCUCUUACUUUACUAUUCUUUGAUUUUUUUUAUUCUUUUUCUCCUCCUCUUUACAUUUUCUUUCCUUUUUCUUUUUUCUCUUCUUUGCUUUUUCUGUACCUUUUUUAUUUAUUCUUUGUUUUUUUCCUCCUCUUUGCCUUUUUCAUCUUUCAUUUUUGUUCUUAUUUGACUUUUCUAUUUUUCUCCUUUUUCUACUUUUCCUCUUUUCUUUUUCUCUUUGCAUUUGCCUUUUUUGUCUUUUCUCACAGUAUAUACUCAGGAAGAUGUUAUUGCAUAUUGUAA